AUGUCAACAGAGGUUGACGCUAUUGACAAAAUUGAAGAAUUUUUGGAUGAAAUUUUUGGAGCUAGAUCGACAUUAUCCACAAGCACACUAAACUCUAUUUUGAUUGCUUGUGAGGAUGAGGACGUGAAUGAAUUGGUUCAGCUAUGUCAGGUUCAGCGAAUCUAUUCGGUGAUCUGCCUCCAUAACUUGAAGCCAAAUAGUGAGACCUUCAGGAGCAUGAUACGUUUAUGUGUAAGAAGGGAAGAUGUAAUUUAUGUUGAAACUUUACAUGGUGCAUACGCAAUGCUCGGUGAUGUAAAGAAAAUGAAUUUGAUGGUAACUGCAGACAUGUACAAUGCUAUAAUGGCUGGCUAUUUUCGACAGAAAGACACGGAUGGUACGUUAAAGGUGCUUAAACAAAUGGAAAAGGCAGAUGUGAAACCAAAUUCUCAAACUUUCAGCUACCUGAUACAAAAUUGUAGCAAUGAAAAAGAUAUUAUCAAGUAUUAUCACGGAAUGACGUGCUUCGGAGUUCAAGUUACAAAGGGCGUCUUCAAGGCACUUAUUAAUGCAUAUGCAUCUUGUGGAGAGUUUGAGAAGGCAAAACAGGUGAUCUUAGACAAAGGUAUUCCAGUUCAAAGCCUACAUAAAAUUAAAGGAUCACUUGUUGCAACUCUUGCAUCGAAUGGACAACUGUUUGACGCCUUCGUCAUAUAUGAAGAAAUUAAGCAAGCUGGAUGGAGAUUGGAGCCUAAAGCUAUCAGAGCUCUUAUCGAGCAACUCCAUUCUGAAGAAGAUUUGAGUAGAUCGAUUCAGCUAUUGGAGGAAUUGGGUGAUCCAAAGGAUUGGAUCUCUGCGAUUGCUUUGCUUAAGCAACUCAAUGAUUAUGAUGAUGAAUUGGCUGGAGACGUCUUGUUUCGUGAGGUAUUUCAUCUCAUAGAGGAAACAGAGCCUCCCGAUUUACAAUUUGGCUUAGACUUGCUUCGGUUCAUUAAGAAUGAACUUCACUUUGCUCUAUCAUAUGAGUGGCUUCGGUCUCUUCGCAGCAUUUUUGUGAAAGAGAAAAAUAUACAAAUUUCUCGUUUGAUUUGGAAAGAAUUUGUGACAACAGAUUACAGUUAUUACAGUUAUUUAUGCAUGUAUGAAGACCUUCUGAUUUCAGGUGAUCAUCAGGGUGCAUGGAAAAUAAUUAGUAAAAUUCCAAAAGGCGAUUCGGAUACCAAUGAGCUGAUCAAUGCUAUCCAGGAGGUGGGCAAGGCCUGGCGACGCCUCUCUCUGGGCUCGACCCAGGGGCCCAAGGGGGAUGAGUUGACCCCACUCCUAUCCCACCCCGAAUUCGGGGAUUUUGCGGGGGAAAUUCCCCACAUGCCUUAA
Molecule: messenger RNA, 1353 nt
Organism: Pistacia vera
Lineage: Eukaryota; Viridiplantae; Streptophyta; Magnoliopsida; Sapindales; Anacardiaceae
Product: pentatricopeptide repeat-containing protein At4g21880, mitochondrial-like
Exons: 11
Coding region: 1-1353 (450 amino acids)
Molecular function (GO): protein binding
Source: RefSeq, a predicted model, not a curated record